Symsagittifera roscoffensis is the source of this 1847-nucleotide messenger RNA. Its product is annotated as U3 small nucleolar RNA-associated protein 25 homolog. Gene Ontology annotation, cellular component: small-subunit processome; nucleolus. The record is from RefSeq and is a predicted model, not a curated record. Gene Ontology annotation, biological process: maturation of SSU-rRNA from tricistronic rRNA transcript (SSU-rRNA, 5.8S rRNA, LSU-rRNA). The transcript has a single exon. Gene Ontology annotation, molecular function: U3 snoRNA binding; rRNA binding. The coding region runs from base 42 to 1829 and encodes 595 amino acids. NCBI's taxonomy places the organism in Eukaryota, Metazoa, Xenacoelomorpha, Acoela, Convolutidae.
UUAUAUUUCUUUAUUUUUUGAUGUUUUUUUUUUGAUUGAAAAUGUUAAUUUCUGCAUCUGGAAAGCGAAAAAAGAAUCCUGAUGAAGAUUCAGCGAAGAAACAAAAGAUUGACAAAACAUCAACAGUAGAGGAUGAUGUCGCCGAUAUUGACAAGAAUGAAGCAGAUUGUUUAGCUGAACUUAGAAGUAGAGAAAUAUACAAGGAAGAUGCCCUGUAUCGAAAGUUCUUCCGAGGUUCGUUAACUGCAUUUGAAACAGAUCAAGUGAAAACCGUUUCUAAUAAAGCAGUCAUCAAUGGAGAUGAGGACCACCAAAAGAAAAAUUUCAAUAGUCAAUCACUUUUGCCGCGUCUUAAAAAAAUGUUUACUGGAAAUUUUGGGGAUCUAACUGGGUUGCAAAACCGUAUAAUGAAAGUGCUCGUAGAUUAUUCGGAUUUUCGGAGCUCAUUGAUUACUUCAAACAAUCUGCAAGAAAUACAAAGGGUCGUUAGUCUCCACAUAUUGAAUCAUGUUUUAAAAUCGCGUACAAUUGUCUUGCAGAAUAACAGGGAAUUGAAGAGAGCGAGCGAACAGCAGAUUGAAUACCAACCUGAUGACUAUAGGGAUCAAUGUAUAACCAGGCCUUCAUGCUUAAUUUUGACACCCUUCAGGAACUCUGCAUACAAUAUUAUUAAAGUUUUCUUCCGCUUAUUUGAAGAUAGUAAAAAGCAUAAAAUCACCAAGAAAAAGCGUUUUGAGAUAGAUUAUGGACCGGAUGGCCAUGAACCUAUCAGCGAGUACAGAGCGCAAGACUAUCUGGAUAUGAUGUAUGGAAAUACUGACGAGGAUUUUAAAUUUGGGCUGAGUGUAUCUCCUGUGCAGAUACGUCUCUACUCUCACUUUUAUCGCUCUGAUAUAAUCGUCGCAUCGCCCCUUGGUCUAUUUCAAAUUGUGGGAGAUAUAAAAGACAAACACGGAGACAAAGAUUUUCUUUCAAGCAUUCAAGUUUUGUACCUUGAUCAGGCAGAUGUGUUGAUGAUGCAGAAUUGGUCCCAUGUAAUUUCAAUUUUCGAAAUUAUUAACAAAAAACCUACGGAAGCGCACGAAGCUAAUUUUGCUCGUGUUCACGAAUGGUGUCUUGACGAGCAAAUGAAAUAUUUUCGGCAAAACAUAAUUACUUCGAGAUUUAAGGCACCUGAGUUUAACUCGAUUAGCUCCAAAUUCUGCCAUAACAUUUCGGGAAUUGUUGAAGAAAAAAUAAGCAACGUGGGUAAAGGUCAGCUAAAUCGCGUUGUUAGUCAAAUUGUCCAUGUGUUCAGAAGAUUUGCUGCAAGUUCUUGCUCUGAGCAGGAUAAUGAACGAUUUGGUUUUUUCUGCAAUCACAUUUUGAAGGAAUUUCGUGAGCUUCAUAAAUGCAAAAUAGUCAUUUACAUACCAGAUUAUUACGACUUUGUCAAAGUAAGAAACCAUUUGAGGCGUAAUAAGUAUGAUUUCGUUCCCAUUUCUGAAUAUGACACGUACAAAAAAGCUAGAGAUAGAAUGAAAAAAUUCCGCAAAGGCGAAGUGAAGUUCUUGCUGAUGACUGAAAGAUUCCAUUUUUAUAACCGGUUGUUCUUCAAGGGAAUUGAACGACUAUUUUUCUACCAACUGCCGAGAUAUGACCAUUUCUACUCCGAGCUGUGCAAUAUGAUCGGAAUCGGGGCAAACAGUGAUUCGGUUGAGUUGUCUUGUAGUACUAUAUUUUGCCAGUACGAUGCAUUGCGGUUGCUACCAAUUGUUAACGAAGAAAACUGUAAGAAGUUGAUAAAUUCAUCCAAUUUGACACACAUGUUUAUAACUGGUGGUAAUUAACGUAUUUCGAAGUGGUAA